GUCUCGGACGAACAGUCAGAACGGGACGUGACACACGACCUUCUUUCGAUAGGAAACCUUUGAGUACUUCGAGCAUAAAUUCAACAUUUUUUUUCUCUUUUUCCUUCCAUUCCUCUUUUUGUUCACGGGUUCUAUCCCUUCUCUUGAAAUCACCAAUUUACGAAUGAUGCAUAUCAAAUAUACGACGCGUAACUCUCCUCUCGUUGCCUCAUGCUGUCAUUUUGCCAAGUGCAAUCGACGCACGUGCGGUUGUACCAAGAACUAUUAACAUAUGUCUUCAUGUCGUCAAAGCCAUGCAUGUUUAUACAAGGAAAAUGAACGAAAAAUGCGCUUCUUAUUAUCCUGGCCAUACGGAUCAUUUAGGAAAAAAAAUUCUUCGGGUUAUUUAUUUUCAAUAAUCACGUUUGAUGGAGUGAUUGAAAAAAAGUAUAUUGAAAAACUCGAAGUCGAACCCAAUCGAAUCUGAAAAUAUCCAAAUCAUCCAAGGACUAGAAUCAAAACGAUGUCGAAUGAAUUCACGUAAUCUGGCAAUGAGGAUCUUUCAGAAUUUGGGAAAAAAUUAGUUUAAAAAUAGAAUUGAAAAAAAAAAUGUUUUUCUACAAGUCGAGUUUUCCAUGAUACGAAUUUUUUUUAGAAAAAAUGUAGGAAAAAUCUGGUUUUUCAAGUUAUUUUUCGAUGAUUGAUUGAGGUUAUGAGCAAUAGGAUAAAAAUAAUGGUUUUUGUACUGUCGCGCGGUUGAGAUACAACAAAAUAAACGAACCAGCACAAAAAAUAUUUUGCAAUGCAGUUAAAAAAAUGUCGAUUAUCCCUUUGCUCGUCACGCACCUGGCGAUCGUAAGUCGAACGAAAAAAAGGAAGUACCGAUGCGAUACCAACGCUGCGCGGUGAGUUCAUCGUCAACAGUCAACAAGUUCGUUUUGAGGUCGAUUUUCGUUGCCUAUUGCUUUUGAGGAAUCUACGAUCAACUAGUCGGAAAAACAUGGCAGCCUCGGUGGGUGAAAGAAUUUGCGUUACUGAUGACAAGGAAUCUCAAUUUGACCAGGAUGUCUAUAAUUGGGUGGACAUUACUCACGAAUUUUUCGAUGCAAUCACAGGUCUGGAGCUCGGAGAGCUUCUCCACGAUGAUUUAUUUGGCCUCUUCGAGGCGAUGUCCGCGAUUGAAAUGAUGGAUCCAAAAAUGGAUGCGGGAAUGCUGUGCAACCGUGGAAAUAACAAAUCUUACACUUUCGAUCAAGCGGUUGAAUCCGGAGCUAUAAGACUAGACAAUUUAAGUCCUUCAGAGGUGAUCGGGAUUAUCGACUCAACUUAUGCUUGCAUAGUUUCUUGGCUGGAAGGCCACAGUUUGGCUCAGACGGUCUUCACCAAUCUUUAUCUUCACCAACCUGGACAAAUUGUGGACAAAACUCUAAAAACGUUCUGCUAUGCCAUUUAUAAAAUAAUCGAGGUCAUCAAGGACUGCAUAAAUAAAGCAUUGGUCUUUGAAGAAGAAGAUUUUCAGAGUGUCGCGUAUGGCUACAGGUUACAACAAGACAUCACUGAACAAAAAACUAUUUCCAUGCUCAGGGAAGUCGAAGAAGAACUUCACAAAAAAAGCCGAAUUAAACCUGUUGACGACGACACUGAAAAACAGUACAACGAUGGAUUGGCCCUCUACACAAGAAUAAGAUUCACAAAAAUGUUUUAUCAGACACUAUCGUUGAUGUGCAAGAAAGAACAGUUAUUGCAAAAUCUUGUAGACUGUCAACGUCUUCUUUCAAAUUCAUCAGACAUGAUACAAAUUAUGAUUAAGACGGUCAAUCGAGGGGACAAAGCAGACGAAAAAUCGAACCACCCGAGCAUCAUGGGAUUUGAUCCGAUGGUUAAUCAAAGGUUACUUCCUCCGACGUUUCCUCGGUACACGAAAAUCAAGCCGAGAGUCGAAGCCCUCGAAUAUAUGGACGAGCUUUUGAACAGAUUAAAGACUGUUACGAAGAUUUCUAGCUGCACCGGAUUUCACAGUGCCCUGGAUUUCUUUUUAGAAUUUUCACGCUCCAGUCCCUGCAUACUUUCGCGCUCGAUGUUACAGAUCGUUUAUUUACCGACUAAUAGAGUUUUCGGUACGCAAAAUUUUACCGACGUGUUGCGCGACGCAGCCAGAAAUUUCACAGCUCCACCAGCCUUAAUGCCCAAAAGCACUUUAUUACAAAAUCAACAGGCGAAAGAAUACGUUGAUAGCUUUUUGGCACACUGUGUCACGUUGUUCGGUAGCUUGUUGACGUUAAGUGGUCACAAUAGGGCGAGGCAGCGGGAUAAACUUGCACAUUUGCUGGAAGAUUGUGCAACGUUGCACGAUGAGGCCGAACGAGUCGAUCAACAUUUGCACACAUUAUCGUUAAAAAACGACACUUCAAGACCUCAUUUGGCGUGUUUUGGAACGUGGAUUCUGUACCACACGUUGAGAGUCAUGAUCAUGUAUCUUCUCAGUGGUUUUGAACUCGAGCUUUAUUCCGUGCACGAGUAUCACUAUAUUUUCUGGUACCUCUAUCAAUUUCUUUACGGUUGGCUCAUAUCGGCUCUCACGAGAGCUGACACUUUUCUCAUGGAACAAGAAGCCCACAGCGAAGCGCACAAAGGCAGGGGUGGAAAAAAGAGCGCGAAAAGCAAGAAAAAGAAAGUCGCGCCGAGACCUUUCAGCUUGGAAAUUCUUAUGUAUCAAGCGAUGCAAAAUAUUUGCGGAGGAUAUUAUAAGGCUCUCGUUGGGUUCAGGAUGGAUGGCAAAAUUCCUCUUCCCGAAUCGGAAUUCGACUCCGAGAGAGUUCGAUACGAGCACCGCUUAUUGCCAUUCUCGUCGUUGCUCAUACCACCCGCAGCAGACUAUCAGAAAUUCUACGACCUGACAAACUCUCAAAUGCAAAAGCGAAACGAGGCCAAGAGUGACAAACAAUAUUACGCGGCUUGCAGACACUUUGAUAGGGCUAGAAAUAUGCUGGAUUAUGCGAUUUCGUUAUGUCCGGCGACUGCGAAUACCGUAAAUGAGAUCAAUGAUCUCCUGAAAAUAGCAAAGACAAAUUUCGUCGUGGUGAAACUAUUAGCCGGUGGGCAUAAGAAAGAUUCCAAAGAGCCACCAGUCUUUGACUUUUCGUGUCAUCAACAUUUUCCACUGAUAAAACUUGUGUGAUCGUAAAACGAAGCAACUAAAAGCAAAGGAAAACAAAUCAAAUUCGUUGAACGAUAGUCUUCGAUCGCAAAAAAAAGUUCUUCACAUUGUAGAAAUAAAAUUUACUAUUUAUUUCAAAAACAAAUAAAAUAAAAUCAGCAAAAUUCACGACAUACAACGCAAAAAAGUAACACCAAAUCGAAGUUCAUCGCAAUUCAACUUCCCUCAUUAUUUUAAUCGGCAUAUGUACAUUUGUUCAUAAAUCUUAAUCCCUCAAAUAUGAUACGUGUCCAUCGUGGCUGUGUCGAGGUGUAGCAAAAAUUCAUUAAUUAAAAAUACAUCAAAUAAAAUUAUUGAAAAUCCUUUA
Molecule: messenger RNA, 3503 nt
Organism: Venturia canescens
Lineage: Eukaryota; Metazoa; Arthropoda; Insecta; Hymenoptera; Ichneumonidae
Gene: Naa35
Product: N-alpha-acetyltransferase 35
Exons: 10
Coding region: 980-3157 (725 amino acids)
Biological process (GO): N-terminal peptidyl-methionine acetylation
Cellular component (GO): NatC complex
Source: RefSeq, a predicted model, not a curated record